Anopheles coustani is the source of this 996-nucleotide messenger RNA. RefSeq names its product alpha-tocopherol transfer protein-like. Gene Ontology annotation, cellular component: membrane. The transcript has 2 exons. The record is from RefSeq and is a predicted model, not a curated record. Bases 1 to 996 code for a protein of 331 amino acids. NCBI's taxonomy places the organism in Eukaryota, Metazoa, Arthropoda, Insecta, Diptera, Culicidae. Gene Ontology annotation, molecular function: phosphatidylinositol bisphosphate binding.
AUGCCUAGUGAUGAGUUAAGUGAGCUCCCGGUGCCAAAUAUGGACAAGGCACCGCAGUGCUAUGAUAACGAGAUCGACGAGCUGGACGCCAACUGCCAGCAGCUGGCUCGGGACUUCCUGCGGGAGACACCGGCCAUACGCGAGCAAAGCUUGGCUCAGCUGCGCGAUUGGAUCGCGAAACAUCCGAACAUCAAACGUUGCCGGACGGAUGCACGGUUCUUGCUAAGGUUCCUUCGCACAAAGAAGUACUCGUUUAUCAACGCCUCGCAGAUGCUGGAGCGCUAUCUGGCAUGUCGGGUGGUGCAUCCGCACUGGUUCCAGCGGCUGGACAUCGAGGAUCGGGAGAUGUGCGAGCUGGUAGAUGCGGGCUUCCUGUACCCACUACUAGAGAAGGACGCACGUGGCCGUACAGUGAUCUUCGGGGAUGCGGGAACGCUGGAUCCCAAGCAGUUCACGAUCGGGCACGGUAGCCGGAUGCAUAUGCUGGUGGGCGAAACGCUGUACGAUGACGCAUCGGUGCAGUGUGCCGGGUUCGUGCUGAUUUACGAUCUGUCCGGCAUCACGAUGGGAAUGCUGGGCCUGGUGACACUGAACGACAUUCGCGACCUGGCCACGUACCUCAACAACGCGGUGCCGAUGCGCAUCCAGGAGCUGCACUUCGUCAACACGCCCAGUCUGGCGCUCAAGAUCGCCAACUACACGCUGGCGGUGAUCAACGAGAAGUUACGCAACCGCAUCAUGUGUCAUCGAAACUGGGAGGAUCUGCACAAAAAAAUCGACAAGCGGUUGAUUCCCCAAGAGUACGGAGGCGUGCACCCGAAGGCGGACCACAUUGCGGCGUUCAAGCAGCGUUGCCACGUGUACCGGAAGCCGAUGCUCGCCCUGGAUGACAUGGAGUUUGAGGUGACCCGAGAUUUGGAGUACUGCAAAAAGUCCACCAUUGGGGAGAUCGAAACUGGCACGGUCGGAAGCUUCCGUAAACUGCAGCUAGAUUAG